CCCGGAGACGCCCGCGCGCCCCGGCGGGGCCAUGCCGGGGCUGCGCCGGGACCGCCUGCUGACUCUGCUGCUGCUGGGCGCGCUGCUGUCCGCCGACCUCUACUUCCACCUCUGGCCCCAGGUGCGGCGCCAGCUGCGGUCCCGGGAGCACCCGCGGGGCUGCCCGUGCGCCCGCCGCGCCUCGUCCCCCGCGCCGGACUCCGCCGCCGCCUCCCCGGCCCCCCGCGCGGCGGCGCGCAACUUUUCCCGAGCGGGGCCCGGCACUGAGCGGCACGGCGGCCGCGGCUCCAAGCUGCAGGCCCUCUUCGUCCACCCGCUGUACCGCGUCCCGGAGGAGCCACCGCUCCUCGGGCCCGAGGACUCGCUCCUGGCCAGCCAGGAGGCGCUGCGGUACUACCGGAGGAAGGUGGCCCGCUGGAACAGACGACACAAGAUGUACAAAGAGCAGCUCAACCUCACCUCCUUGGACAUUCCACAGCAGCUCCGACUUGAGGCCAGCUGGGUCCAGUUCCACCUGGGGAUCAGCCGCCACGGGCUGUACUCCCGGUCCAGUCCUGUCGUCAGCCAACUUCUCCAGGACAUGAGGCGCUUUCCCACCAUCAGUGCUGAUUACAGUCAGGACGAGAAGGCCUUGCUUGGGGCAUGUGACUGCACCCAGAUUGUGAAACCCAGCGGGGUCCACCUCAAGCUGGUUCUGAGGUUCUCAGACUUCGGGAAGGCCAUGUUCAAACCCAUGAGACAGCAGCGAGAUGAAGAGACACCCGCGGACUUCUUCUACUUCAUAGACUUCCAGAGACACAAUGCCGAGAUCGCAGCUUUCCACCUGGACAGGAUUCUGGACUUCCGACGGGUGCCACCCACAGUGGGGAGGCUAGUCAAUGUCACCAAGGAAAUCCUAGAGGUCACCAAGAAUGAAAUCCUGCAGAGUGUUUUCUUCGUCUCUCCAGCCAGCAACGUGUGUUUCUUUGCCAAGUGCCCGUACAUGUGCAAGACCGAAUACGCCGUGUGUGGCAACCCGCACCUGCUGGAGGGCUCCCUCUCCGCGUUCCUGCCGUCUCUCAACCUGGCCCCCAGGCUGUCGGUGCCCAACCCCUGGAUCCGCUCCUACUCGCUGGCAGGAAAAGAGGAGUGGGAGGUGAAUCCGCUUUACUGCGACACCGUGAAGCAGAUCUACCCGUACAACAGUAGCAACCGUCUCCUCAACAUCAUCGACAUGGCCAUCUUCGACUUCCUGAUAGGAAAUAUGGACCGGCACCAUUAUGAGAUGUUCACCAAAUUCGGGGACGAUGGGUUCCUCAUUCACCUUGACAAUGCCAGAGGGUUUGGACGACACUCCCAGGACGAACUCUCCAUCCUGUCGCCGCUGUCCCAGUGUUGCAGGAUAAAAAAGAAAACGCUUUUGCACCUGCAGCUGCUGGCCCAGGCCGACUAUAGACUCAGUGACGUGAUGCGGGAGUCUUUGCUAGAAGACCAGCUCAGCCCCGUCCUCACCGAACCCCACCUCCUGGCCCUGGACCGGAGACUCCAAAUCAUCCUGCAGACAGUGGAGGGGUGCGUGGAGGCCCACGGAGAGCAGAAUGUCAUAGCCACGGACCCAGCAGAACAGUCCGCCCCAGACUCUAGCCAGGCUAACUUGACAAGCUAAGGGCUGGAUGAAGCCAGAUUUCAGGAACUACCCGUGGAGCCAGAGGUGGACUUGGGUGCGGACCACUGCUUCCUCGCAUCCCCGUCAAGGCUGGAGGGGCUGGGUCAUGAGCUCUGGAAGAGGCAGGGCACUGGGAUGAUUCCACAAGAGCAAAAGAGGAGGGACCCACUGAACUUUCUUCCUUGGUGCACGGCUUCUCUAGUGGACCUCCUUGCCACCCCCCCUUCCCAGAAAGCACUGCUUCAGCAAGGCCACAGACCAUCUCCUGAGCCCACUGGGAAAUCUGGAUUAGGAGCCGGGCUUGGAAGGUUUGGGAGCCUUGUCCCAGG
Molecule: messenger RNA, 1974 nt
Organism: Odobenus rosmarus divergens (Pacific walrus)
Lineage: Eukaryota; Metazoa; Chordata; Mammalia; Carnivora; Odobenidae
Gene: FAM20A
Product: family with sequence similarity 20, member A
Exons: 11
Coding region: 32-1645 (537 amino acids)
Cellular component (GO): Golgi apparatus
Molecular function (GO): protein serine/threonine kinase activator activity
Source: RefSeq, a predicted model, not a curated record